Molecule: messenger RNA, 981 nt
Organism: Coffea arabica (coffee)
Lineage: Eukaryota; Viridiplantae; Streptophyta; Magnoliopsida; Gentianales; Rubiaceae
Source: RefSeq, a predicted model, not a curated record
AACAUUAAAGCCCCUUUCUCACCUCUUCCUUUUCCUACUCUCCCUGAGGACCCUGACCGUUGCACAUUCCAGUCUACGGACUCUUUGAAGUUCAGUAGAAAACUGACAUCUGAGAAAGAGAAGGGGGGGGGGGGAAGAAAAUGCCUAACCUCUCUCCUAACAAGUUCAUCUUCUACUACUUCUUGACCACUCUUCUCUCUGAAUCCUUCCUCUGCUUUUCCUUGAUUGCCUCAGAAUCUACAGACCCAAUUCCAGUCCCAUGGCCAGAACAAUUCCACUCAAUUCUUUUCGUGAAUAACAGUAAGGGAUCUCUACAAAAGGUUGACCUGUGGUAUGACUGGCCAGGAGGCAGAAACUUCAACAUCAUUCAGUACCAGCUGGGAAAGCUUCUUUAUGAUUUGGAAUGGGACAAUGGCACCUCUUACAUUUACACCUUGGACUCCAACAAAGAAUGCAGAGUAUUGCAUUUCCCAGUGGGAAUUCUAAGACCAAAUUGGCUCGAUGGUGCAACAUAUCUUGGUCAGAAAUACAUGGACGGUUUUCUCUGUAAUGUGUGGGAGAAGGUUGAUUUCAUUUGGUACUAUGAGGAUGUGGUCACCAAAAGACCUGUUUAUUGGGCUUUCUUCACAGGAAUGGUAGCACAUGUGAUGACAUUUGAGGUUGGUAGUGUCCUUGAAGACCCCGAGUGGCAAGCUCCUGUAUACUGCUUCACGGAGGCCGUAGAGGAAACAAAACCUGUGCUUGAUACUUUGGGUGGUCCUGUUUCUCGUGCAAAUCUGAUGAAGGGAGGAAAACUUAUAAGUAUGUGAAUUAAUGUCUUUUUAUUGCAAGUAAUUAUCAAUGAAGCUGGAUGAUUUUUAGUCCUUUCUUCUCGGGUAUUUCCGUUUUCCCUUUCUGGUUAUCAAACUAGUAAACAUUUCUUUAUCGCAAGCAAACCAAAGACUUGGAAGUGAAAUGAAACUUGGCAAUUCUGGAAUCAAA